AUGCUCUCGAAACCUCCCUCGCAGCAGCCCACCCUGGCCAGCCAACCGCCGCCGCAGACCCAAUCGCUGCCGCCGCCAGCGCAACCUCCCAGCGUGCCGCCCAGCGUGCCGCCCAGCGUGUCGGCGCCUACAAGCUACGGCGGCAUGGACGUGGCGGGGUUGGCGCCGUUCAUCGCGGGCACGGCGGCGUGCAUGCUCGCCUUCUUCGCCGUCGGCCUCCUCGUCUCGCUCCUGCUGCGCUGCCCGCGCGUUCUCGCAUCCGUCCUCCCUAGUAGCCUCCUCGUUAUUCUCGUCCACGAUGCGGACCUUCCCGAUGGGCUUGCGGGCGGUCGCACGGCGACGUCGCAAGGCGACGAGAAGAGUCGCGGGCUAGAUUCUGCGACAUUGGCGACAUUUCCCGUGGUGACCUUUCGAGGGCUCUCGGGGGGCGGCAGCAGCAGAAGAGCCGGCGCCGGCUGCAAGCGGGAGAGCGGCACGGAGGGGCGCGGCAGCAGCGUUGAGAGCUUUCAGACCGUGCGGUACGCGCUGCCGCGGGGCGAAGCGCCUGCCGGCUGUUAUAGCAAGAACGAAGAGAUUGGGCUGCUGGGCACUGAGGUGAAGAUUGUGCCGACGGGAGGACCGGAAAGGACGGAGGCGAUGGUGCCUGGCGUGGCAGGCGGGGAAGGAACAGUGAACAGCGCAGAGUGCGACGAGCGGGGUGCGACGGAAUGCGACGAGGGAUGUGCGACGGAGUGCGACGAAGGGGUCGCAACGGAGUGCGCGGUGUGUCUGAGCGACUUCGCGGACGGCGAUCAGCUGCGGUGCCUGCUGCCGUGCGCGCAUCUCUUCCACGUGGCGUGCAUCGAUUGCUGGCUCCUCUCGCACACCACCUGCCCCGUGUGCCGCACGUCACUAGAGCCACGCAAAGAUGACGUGGCACUGGAAACUGGCUGA
Molecule: messenger RNA, 933 nt
Organism: Closterium sp. Yama58-4
Lineage: Eukaryota; Viridiplantae; Streptophyta; Zygnematophyceae; Desmidiales; Closteriaceae
Source: the annotation of a GenBank genome assembly